Lycium barbarum (goji berry) is the source of this 551-nucleotide messenger RNA. RefSeq names its product large ribosomal subunit protein uL16c-like. Gene Ontology annotation, molecular function: rRNA binding; structural constituent of ribosome. The transcript has a single exon. Bases 89 to 445 code for a protein of 118 amino acids. Gene Ontology annotation, cellular component: ribosome; mitochondrial large ribosomal subunit. NCBI's taxonomy places the organism in Eukaryota, Viridiplantae, Streptophyta, Magnoliopsida, Solanales, Solanaceae. Gene Ontology annotation, biological process: mitochondrial translation. The record is from RefSeq and is a predicted model, not a curated record.
UCCGGUUCUGUAGUAGAGAUGGAAUUCAGAAACAACUAUCAACUAUAACCCCAAAAGAACCAGAUUCCGUAAACAACAUAGAGGAAGAAUGAAGGGAAUAUCUUAUCGAGGUAAUCAUAUUUCUUUCGGUAAAUAUGCUCUUCAGGCACUUGAACCUGCUUGGAUUACAUCUAGACAAUUAGAAGCAGGCCGACGAGCAAUGACACAAAAUGCACGUCGUGGUGGAAAAAUAUGUGUACGUAUAUUUCCAGACAAACCAGUUACACUAAGACUCGCAGAAACACGUAUGGGUUCAGGAAAAGGAUCCCCUGAAUAUUGGGUAGCUGUUGUUAAACCGGGUCGAAUACUUUAUGAAAUGGGUGGAGUAACAGAAAAUAUAGCCAGAAGGGCUAUUUCACUAGCAGCAUCCAAAAUGCCUAUACAAACUCAAUUCAUUAUUUCCUAAUGUAAUAGAAAAAAAUCUAGAAAGGGCUCUUAGAUAUGAAACAAAACCGCAUGUUUCUUUUUUUGGACAAAAAUAUUUCUUUUUUUUUCUUCGCCCUGUGCAUUCA